AUGGACGCUUUCGAGCUCAAGCGUCCAUCGAAAGCUGCCGAGCUCUUCAAUAUUACGAUUGACGACUCGGGCGAAGAUCCAGUGACCGGCGCGCUGAUCCAAUAUCUACCCAACUUUAGUUUUGAUCCGACUUUGAGCAAUACAGUGACUGCUGCAUAUGUUCCAUUUACUGGCACCGCAAACCAUGUUUUUUGCAUCAUCGCACAUACCUCUUCCUCACCCGACGGGAACGCCGAUCUACAAUUUUUCAUCGACAACGAAGUAUGUAUACAUGAACGAGUCCCUUUCAAAUGGGCUCUACGAUUUGACGAUACAGAACGGACGAAUCGGGGGUCUGAAGUCGUUGUUGUUGCUAGACAAGGUCAUGUACAGUUGGAUCAAAGUCAGGAUGACAGCCGGAGCGUAUCAAGCACCGUUGCUUUUACAUCGCCUGCAGGCACUUCUACAUUCCCUGCAGGCACUCCGAAAACUUCCAAAUCCGUUAGCUACGCACCGAUCGUUGGUGGAGUUGUUGGCGGACUCGCAUUCAUCCUUGCCCUUGGAGGACUCUUCUUGUUCCUUCGUCGCCAAAGACGACAGCAAUACUCUGGAAACACCAUCCACCUGCAGGCCAGCGAAAGCGCCCAUCGAAAUUCUGGUUCCUCCUCGCGAUUGAUGUCCCGAGCACCUCUCUCCAGGCCGUCCCUUGACAAUCCGUUCCGCAUCGACCCAAUCCUCCCAGGUAUCUACACUUCUCCGCUGGGCCCCUUGGCGCUCCCUCGCCCAUUCACAUCCACAGAUGCUGCUAUCUCUUCACAAUCCAAUCAGGCUCACGUCAUGGCAGAGGCCAUUCCGCUGCUGACUCCACGUCGUGGAGUCCCACUAUCUCGAGUUUCUGGCAGUCCACGUCCGACGCACCGUCUACAGCAUCACUUCCAUCGUGUUCGCGACGACGCCCUCCUGGAGUCUCCACGCGAAAAUGGCCUCAUCUACGAAACGAGAAUGCGGCUGCUACAGAGGAUGUAG
Heterobasidion irregulare TC 32-1 is the source of this 1005-nucleotide messenger RNA. RefSeq lists its product as uncharacterized. Bases 1 to 1005 code for a protein of 334 amino acids. The record is from RefSeq and is a predicted model, not a curated record. NCBI's taxonomy places the organism in Eukaryota, Fungi, Basidiomycota, Agaricomycetes, Russulales, Bondarzewiaceae. The transcript is spliced from 7 exons.